AUGCUGCUCGUCAUUUUGAUUGCCUUGUGCGGGAAUGACCUCUUAUUUAGCGCCGAGGUGGGAUGCCUCCCGUUGCCCGACUCCGGCCCGCUUUUGGCCAAUGACUGGGGAGAGCCAGUCCGACUUCGGCAUCUGUACGCAGCUCGACACGGACUGCAUCUGCAAAUAAAUAAAGACGGCAAGAUAGGAGGAUCGCACCUGCAAAGUUCUCACAGUUUGGUGGAAAUUCGCACCGUUGACACUGGUUGUGUUGUUAUCAAAGGAGUGGCGACCUCCAAGUAUCUAUGCAUGGAAGCGAACGGAAGGCUGUAUGGAUCGCAGAUCUAUGUGAAGGAGGACUGCUCCUUUCUGGAGAGGAUUCUGCCAGAUGGCUACAACAUCUACAUCUCAGGCAAACAUGGGACGCUCGUGAGCUUGGGUGGCGGCAAGAACCGACCCCAAAGUGCUCUUUCACAGUUCCUGCCCAUGGUCAAUACACUGUCACAGGAGCCUACAGACUACAAACCGAGAGGAGUGCACUUUCCAGUCGACCCGGAACAGGACCGUCAUUUAGGUUUCCAAGCAGACGGCAUGGAAUCGUUUGGGAGGAUCUCCCAAAUUGUCAUUCAAAGCCCCAGUUUUAACAAAAGAUGA
Molecule: messenger RNA, 633 nt
Organism: Electrophorus electricus (electric eel)
Lineage: Eukaryota; Metazoa; Chordata; Actinopteri; Gymnotiformes; Gymnotidae
Gene: fgf19
Product: fibroblast growth factor 19
Molecular function (GO): growth factor activity
Source: RefSeq, a predicted model, not a curated record